UAAUGGUUAAGAGACGAUAUCAACCUGGGAUAAUCUCAAUUCCUCGGCUGCGAAACCACGUGCCCUCACCCACGCAGUCCUCGCUGACAAUCUCCCCACUGCACGCACGCGCGCACUUCGGUACCGGCUCACUGUUCCCCGGGAACCGUGGAGAGCCCAGAGCGGCCCAUCACGCGCAAGGCCGGAGGUUCAAAUCGACAUCGAUAUCGUAAAGCAACUGAAACAGGUCCCACCGCUCCUGUCCAAUAGCGGUAGGAAGUUGAGUUCUGAGAGAAGCAGCGAGCAAGCCACAGAGGCACCGACCCCUCCGCGGGGCCGCCCCAGGCAGUAUUCCAUGCACAGAUCACUAAUUUUUGAUUCAUAAGAACCUGCUUACUGAAAAGUGUGCAUCAAGCCACGGGUUGAAUUUUCAGCAAAAAAAGAUUAAGCAGAGAAUGGAGAGGAAGGUUGACUCCAGGUCUUUUAGGGACAGUGCAGUAAAGAAACCUUAUUCUCCAAAGAUACUGUCCACAAAGAAGUCCUCUGCAUUUUCUGGGAGCCGGAGUGAGAUAUCUAGGGCCAGUCACCCAGUGAAGUACCGUCCCUCACAGGCCUGGACCCGAAGGGGCCGGCUCAGAGCACUGCGUGUCAGAUGCGUGGCCAGAAAGUACUUGUAUUUGUGGAUUCGAAUGACUUUUGGAAGAGUAUUUCCCUCUAAAGCCAGGCUUUACUAUGAACAAAGAAUUCUGCGAAAGGUCUUUGAAGAAUGGAAAGAAGAGUGGUGGGUUUCCCAUCGAGAGUGGAAACUCCGUGUUCGAGCUGACUGUCACUACAGAUAUUACUUGUACAGCCUGAUGUUCCAGACCUGGAAGACCUACGUGUACCAGCAACGGGAAAUGAGGAGCAAGUACCUGAGAGCUGAGAAUCAUGAUGCAAAGCAAAAGAUGCGACAGGCCUGGAAGUCCUGGUUGAUCUACGUGGUUUUCCGUAGGACCAAACUUGAGAUGCAGACCACUGCCCUGGAGUUCAGGCGGCAGAGUAUUCUGUGGGUGUGCUGGAGUGCGUGGAGACGGCAACUGGACCAAGUCCACCUAGGCCGGGCCCUCCAGGCCAUGGCCGUGAAGCAGCGGGCCCGGAGCCUCCAGCUUCAGGCUUGGUCUCGGUGGCAGGAGCAGCUCCUGUUUGUCCGGAGGGAGAGACGGAAGAUGGUCUCUGCAGUGAAACACUUUCAGCGCCGCCAGCAGUGGAGAGCCCUCGGGGCCUGGCUGGAGUUCCUGCAGCUGCGCAGAGAGAAGGGGCUUCGGAACCAGGUGGCCGAGCGAUUCCACCACGUCACCCUGCUCCGGACCCACUUCUGUGCCUGGUGGCAGGCCUGGGAGCGGAGGGAGAGCCUGCAUGCCCACCACGCGCAGGUGGAGGGGCUGGCCGGGAGGAUGCUGCUGCGGAGGGCCUUGACUCACUGGAAACACUACGUGCUGCUGUGCACAGAAGCGGCUGAGCGGUGGAAGGCGGCGAGAGAACACCACAGGCGCGGCCUGCUGCAAUUUUGCUUUAAAGCCCUGAAGGACAAUGUGACCCAUGCCCGUCUCCAACGGAUAAGAAGGAAUCUUGCUCACCAGCAGCGUGAUGUCAUGCUGCUGCACAGGGUCUGGAACCUCUGGCAGUUGCGGCUCGAGCAGAGGGAGGAAAGAGAGCAGCUGCCCUCCCUGCGUGCUGCCUGGGACCACAGCAGAAUAACAUUGCUUCGCAAGUGUUUCCAGUUGUGGUCACAGUCCACCCAGAAGAGGCAGUCCCAGCAGCUGUUGCAGGCCAGAGCAGACGGCCACUUCCAGCAGAGAGCCCUGCCUGCAGCCUUCCAGGCCUGGAGGAGACUCUGGCGGUGGCGUCAGCAGCAGCGAGCCCUCGAGGCCCGGGCCGCGUGCUUUCACAGGGAGAUGUUAGAGAAGCAGGUGUUUGCCGUCUGGUGUCAGAAGAUGUCUCAGCAUCGAGAACACCGCUUAGCAGAGAGGAUGGCCGUGCUCCAUGCAGAGCGGCACCUUCUGCAGAAGUCGUGGUCCACGUGGCGCCAGCAGGCAGCGGCACACCGCCUGGAGCGGCAGCGGCGUGCACUGGCCUGUGCCCACCACCACCUCGGGCGGCUCAGCAAGGCCUUCUGUGUCUGGAGGGAGGGCGCCCGAGGGCUCAGAACAGAGAGGACGGGCAAUGUGCGGGCUUCACGGUUCCACGCGGCGUGGCUUCUGCGCUGGGCCUGGACCAGGUGGCGGGAGGUGUAUCAGAGCCGAGUGUGGCGCAUGCUGCAGGAGGCGGCUGCCAGGGAGAGCCAGCACAAGAGGCGGCUGCUGCGGCGCGUGUUACGUCGCUGGAGAGAGAACACCGUGGCCCAAGCGGACGAAGCGAAAAAGACGUCCCGGGUGGCAGCUCACUACAGAAGGACACUGUGCUCCAAGGUCCUGCUUGAGUGGCGAGAGGCAGCAUCUGUGCAGGUGUAUUACCGAGAGCAGGAGGAUGGGGCUCUCAGGGAGGCCCAGCUGGUGCUGAGUAGGGGCCGUCUCAGGACCUGGUUUUGGCGCUGGCGGGACCGAAGCCGGAGGGCUGCCCGGCAGAGGGUGCAGAUGGAGCAGGCAGUGCAGCAUUACUGCCAGAAGCUGCUGCAGGAGGCCCUGGCCCGGUGGAAGGCGCACCAUCAGGGCUGCGUUAGGAAGAGGCUGCGGCAGAGGCAGGCCGCCCGACUCCUGGCCCAGACGCUCAGCCGGGCCUGCUUCCACCAGUGGAAACGGCAGCUGGUGGACAGGAGGCAAGAGCGGCAGCUCACGGCACGGGCCCUGUGGUUCUGGGCCUUCUCCCUGCAGGCGAAGGCCUGGGCUGCCUGGCGGGGCUUCGUGCAGGAGAGGAGGAGGAAGAAGGCGCGGGAGGAGCAGGCGGUGCAGGCCUACCACCAGCAGCUCCUCAGGGAGGGCGUCGAGUGCCUCCUGCGCUUUGCGGCGGGCAUGAAGGCCUUCCGGCAGCAGCUGCACGCCCAGCAGCAGGUGCAGGCGGCCCACAGUCUCCACCGUGCAGUGCGUCACUGUGCCACGCUCUGGAAACAGAAGGCGCUGGGCCAGGGCAGGGAGCCGCAGCCCCCUGCGCCCACUGAGCCCAGCAGAAGAGUGACGUUUGAGCGUCCCCUUCCCAGCCACGUUGCUGCCGGGGCUGGCGAUGCCCCCCUGGAGACCAGGAGACCACCAGCUCCUCGGGGGCUUUGGGGAGCCUUGGACAGCCUGGCGUCAGCCCCCGGCGAGCCCCAGCUCCUGGGGCUCAAUGCUGCCCGCCGGGCACGGAAGCAGCCACGACGCCCAAGCUUCCUGGUGGAGCCCUUGCAGAGCCAGGCGCCCCUGGGGUGCGGCCCCCUCAGCAGGCAGGGGUCCGAGGCCCUGUGGGAGCGUGGCCUACACCAGGUCCAGCCAGUGGGCCCCGCCCGGGCAGCACUGGACCCAAGCAGCCCCCUGCCACGUGCCCCCAGCCUGAAGCCGCCACCCACGGCGCACCCGGGCCCAGAGCUGCUGCCCCCGUCCUCGUUUGCGCCACGUGGGGCCCAAGUCCCCAUUCGGGGCAACGGACGGUCGAUGGUCGUCGUUGGAAGGGGUGAAAGCUCGGUACAGCUGGCAGCGGCUGCUCUGGUGGGGUCGGGUGUGGAAGUAAGAGGGCAAGGCCAGCUGUCAGCCCAGCCGAUGACCCCUGGGCUUCCGUCCCAGAUCCCUUUGUCCCUGGCCGGUGUCCCCAGCCCCCGUCUGCUCCUUCCUGGGGACUUUCGGGGCACCAGGCCUGGGCCUGGCUCUGACCCUGCAGCUGUGUACCGGGGGCCUGUCAGCACCUCGAGAGGGGGCGCCCCUCCUGGCAGCUCGGCUCAUCCUGCACUGAGCCAGGAGGCUGGCCGAAAUCAAGCCUGUUCUCCUGUGGGCACUGGCCACAGCAACCUGGAGGCUGAGCUUGAGGGCAUCCGGCAGCAGCUGCAGGACUACCAGACCACGAGGCAGAACCUCAGCUGCAGGCUCUGCCUGGGCAAAGCUGGGCAGCGGGUGCCUUACACCCUCAGGUCCUGCCAGCGGCAAGCGCACAGCCUGAGGCGGUGGCUAGAGCUGAGCAGGGAGGAGCCCCAGCCUGAGGACCAGGAAGCUGAGCAGCAGGUUGAGGAGGAGCUUCGGAAGGUGAGGCGCGGGCGGCCAGGAGGGCUCCUGGGCGGGGCUUCCUCUCAGCCGGCCCCCUGUCCCUCAGGUGGAGGUGCAGAUCCAGCAGCUGGCCCACGAGCUGCAGGCCCGGCGCCAGCCUGUCCACACCUGCAUCGCUCGGGUCCAGGCCCUGCGGCAGGCUCUGUGCUAGUCACCACGUCCAGGCAAAGAAUGCAGAGCGGCAAUGUUUUUUAGUUUAUUUCAAAAUGUUGCAAUUAAAUGAAUCACUGUU
Cervus elaphus (red deer) is the source of this 4416-nucleotide messenger RNA. It is a transcript of the gene SFI1, whose product is annotated as SFI1 centrin binding protein. NCBI's taxonomy places the organism in Eukaryota, Metazoa, Chordata, Mammalia, Artiodactyla, Cervidae. The record is from RefSeq and is a predicted model, not a curated record. The coding region runs from base 435 to 4379 and encodes 1314 amino acids. Gene Ontology annotation, molecular function: phosphatase binding. The transcript has 32 exons.